Nanorana parkeri is the source of this 759-nucleotide messenger RNA. It is a transcript of the gene RPL4, whose product is annotated as ribosomal protein L4. The record is from RefSeq and is a predicted model, not a curated record. Gene Ontology annotation, cellular component: cytosolic large ribosomal subunit; ribosome. Gene Ontology annotation, biological process: translation. Gene Ontology annotation, molecular function: structural constituent of ribosome; RNA binding. The transcript has 6 exons. The coding region runs from base 112 to 759 and encodes 215 amino acids. Lineage: Eukaryota; Metazoa; Chordata; Amphibia; Anura; Dicroglossidae.
GCGCAGACGCCGCUCCUGUACCGGCGGGGGGAUAUAGUGCCGCGUUGCCGAGACUCCUCCCUUUUCUCUCUGUGUCCGCCAUCGAGUAGCAGGCAGGAGCAGGCGAUCAGCAUGGCCUGCGCUCGUCCUUUGAUAACCGUGUACUCCGAAAAGGGGGAAUCGUCAGGCAAAAAUGUCACUAUGCCUGCAGUGUUCAAGGCUCCUAUACGUCCAGAUAUAGUCAACUUUGUUCACACUAACCUGCGCAAGAACAGCAGGCAGCCAUAUGCAGUGAGCGAGCUUGCUGGUCACCAGACCAGUGCUGAAUCAUGGGGAACCGGCAGGGCUGUUGCCCGUAUUCCCCGUGUCCGUGGUGGUGGAACUCACCGUUCCGGCCAGGGUGCAUUUGGAAACAUGUGCAGAGGAGGACGCAUGUUUGCCCCAACAAAAACCUGGAGACGCUGGCACCGUAGAGUCAAUGUAACCCAGAAGCGAUAUGCUGUUUGCUCUGCACUGGCUGCUUCAGCCCUGCCUGCACUUAUCAUGUCUAAAGGUCACCGCAUUGAGGAGAUCCCAGAGGUUCCAUUGGUGGUUGAAGAUAAAGUUGAAAGUUACAAGAAGACAAAGGAGGCUGUCUUGCUGCUGAAGAAGCUCAAAGCGUGGAAUGACAUCAAGAAGGUCUAUGCUUCCCAGCGUAUGCGUGCCGGUAAGGGUAAGAUGAGGAACCGCCGUCGCAUUCAACGCAAAGGACCUUGUGUCAUCUACAAUGAUUUUCACUAG